Molecule: messenger RNA, 645 nt
Organism: Leishmania braziliensis MHOM/BR/75/M2904
Lineage: Eukaryota; Euglenozoa; Kinetoplastea; Trypanosomatida; Trypanosomatidae
Exons: 1
Coding region: 1-645 (214 amino acids)
Source: RefSeq, a predicted model, not a curated record
AUGCUCACUCGACUCAGCCUGAACCGCAUUCUCGCGCCUUCGGCGAAUUCCUCGCUCUGCAAGACGCGACCAUUACUGACGAUGUCUGCGCAUCAGCCUCUGCGCUGCGCUCAGCGGCGAUGCGCCACCAAGGCCGAAGCCAAGGCAUCCACUGGGGCGAAGCAGCAAGCAACCUCGGCUACCGGCGGGGCUGCUGAGACGAAGAUCGCGUCUCAGCACCCGGCUUCGCACGGUCCGCAGCGCAAGGACUGGCGCACGCACAAGGAAGUUGUCUACGUCAAGGGUGUUCCAGCGAAGGGAAGCCUCUUCAAGCUGCCACUGGCGGAGCAGUUCAUCAUUUGCCUUGUCUUCUCCAUUGCUGGGUCAGCCGCAGUGUACCUCGUGCGGCCGCAGAUUCGUUACCUCUGCCAUAACGGCUUUCUCGGGCUCACUGACGAGGCGGGGUGGUGGAACGGGCCGUGGCUCUACCGCCUCAUGUACUGCCUCAUCAUGUUCCCCAGCUACUCACUCAUCCUCUUCGUUGUCGGUGGGCUGUUUGGGCGUCGCAUCUGGUUCUCCUUCAUGAUCCAUAAGAUGUGGUCCCGCUUCCUCACACGCAAUGCGUCGCGGCGCCUGGAGCACUUGCUGGACCUGCAGCACUAUUAA